This is a messenger RNA of Aspergillus clavatus NRRL 1, 1047 nucleotides long. RefSeq names its product zinc-binding alcohol dehydrogenase family protein. Lineage: Eukaryota; Fungi; Ascomycota; Eurotiomycetes; Eurotiales; Aspergillaceae. The transcript has a single exon. The coding region runs from base 1 to 1047 and encodes 348 amino acids. Gene Ontology annotation, molecular function: oxidoreductase activity, acting on NAD(P)H. The record is from RefSeq and is a predicted model, not a curated record.
AUGUCUACUCAGAAAGCCGUUAUCGUCUCGGCCCCUAAGCAGGGGAGCUUAGUCACCGAUCGACCCAUCCCGAAGCUGCGCGAUGAUUACAUCCUCGUCAAGACCGUUAGCGUGGCCGUGAACCCGACAGACUGGAAACAUAUCGACUACGUGGCUCCCCCCGGCGUGCUCGUCGGCUGCGAUUACGCCGGAAUUGUCGAAGAAGUCGGCAAGGACGUCCAGAAGCCCUUCAAGAAAGGCGAUCGAAUCUGCGGAUUCGCCCACGGAUCGAAUGCCGUGCAGCCCGAGGACGGCACUUUCGCCGAGUACAUCGUCGUCAAGGGCGAUCUGCAGACUCAUAUUCCUGACAACCUCAGCUUCCAGGAGGCCGCCUCCCUGGGCGUGGGAAUCACCACUGUUGGCCAGUCGUUGUAUCAGAGUCUGAAACUGGCUUGGCCCACGGAGCCGAUUAAGAACGCCGAACCCAUUCUCAUCUACGGUGGCUCCUCCGCGACGGGCACACUGGCGAUCCAGUUCGCCAAGCUGUCUGGUUAUAAGGUGCUCACGACAUGCUCACCACGCAACUUUGAUCUGGUGAAGAGUUUGGGCGCGGACGCGGCGUUCGACUACAACGACGCCAGCGCCGCGGCGGAGAUCCGGAAGGACACAGACAACAAGCUCAAGCUUGCUCUCGAUACGAUCUCACUCGAGUCGAGCGCCAAGUUCUGCGACGAGGCGCUGAGCACCGAGGGCGGCGAGUACAGUUCGCUCCUGCCGUUGAAAGUUGAGCGCGCCAACGUCAACGGUCGCUCGACUCUGGCAUACACGGCUAUUGGAGAGGCAUUCAAGUUCGGUCCUCAGCCCUUUCCCGCCAGACCGGAGGAUUCUGAGUUCGCGCAGAAGUUCUGGUCACUAGCCGAGAAGCUGCUGGCGGAGGGCAAGAUUAAGGUGCACCAGGUCAAGGUGUGUUCCGGUGGAUUGAAGGGCGUGCUGGACGGAUUGCAGUCGAUGAGAGAAGGCAAGGUCAGCGGGGAGAAGCUGGUGUAUAAUGUCUCUGAGACGCCUUGA